AUGGCUGCCGCGGCGGACUCUGGCGGCGACGGCGGCACCAGCAGCGGGGAGAAGACGAUCGUGCUCGUCAGCUCAGACAACAGCGUGCGCUUCGAGGUGAGGGAGGCGGCGGCGUUGCUGUCGCAGACCGUGCGCCGCAUGAUCGACGAGGCCGGAGCCGACGCUAGCGGCGACGGUAUCACACUCCCCGACGUCGACGCAAAGACCCUCGCCAAGGUGCUCGAGUACUGCAAUAAGCACGCCCCCGCGAGCUCGAGCUCUUCCGCGGCGGAGGCCGCUCCGCCGGCCGAGGGCGAGGACCUAGAGCGCUUCGACAGGGAGUUCGUGCUGGUCGACAUGGGCACGCUCUACUCGCUCGUCACGGCCGCUAGUUACCUCAAGAUCGAGGGCCUGCUGAACCUCAUCUGCCAGACCAUCGCCGACAUGAUCAAGGGCAAGACGCCGGAGCAGAUAAGAAAGACGCUCGGGAUCACGAGCGAAUUCACGCCCGAGGAGGAGGACGAGGUGCGCCGCGAGAAUGCCUGGGACUUCUAG
Messenger RNA from Miscanthus lutarioriparius, 534 nucleotides. NCBI's taxonomy places the organism in Eukaryota, Viridiplantae, Streptophyta, Magnoliopsida, Poales, Poaceae. The record is from the annotation of a GenBank genome assembly.